Molecule: messenger RNA, 4487 nt
Organism: Solanum lycopersicum (tomato)
Lineage: Eukaryota; Viridiplantae; Streptophyta; Magnoliopsida; Solanales; Solanaceae
Biological process (GO): negative regulation of translation; mRNA catabolic process
Cellular component (GO): P-body; CCR4-NOT core complex; CCR4-NOT complex
Source: RefSeq, a predicted model, not a curated record
AUAUUUAGCUCUAUCCCUAAAUUCGGGAACGUAGCAAACUAGCAAUUUAGGCAUUUCACGUUAGCGCUUUUCUGAUACAACUCAGCUUUCUCCGCCCGGGAAAAUAUCGUUUUCGCGCGCGCGCUCCACCGGAUUUUGAACAUUCAGAACAUAUGCAAUCGCCGGAAGUUUGCGCGAUGGUAACCGACGCAAAUAGGUUGACGCCGGCGGAGGAAGAAAUUACGAACACGGCGACAUCAGUACAGGCAGUGGAAGAGUUAUUGAAAUAUCGAUUUCAGAACACGAAGCUUCUAGAAGAAGCUCUUACUCACUCUUCCUGUCCUAAUUUAAUUACUAAUUACCAGCGGUUAGCGUUCGUCGGUGACGCUGCUCUUGGCUUAGCUAUUUCCAGUUAUUUCUUCGUUACUUACCCUGAUGUUGACUGUGGUAGGCUUACUGACCUUCGUUCUGCCAAUUUAAGUACGGAAAAGCUUGCUAGAGUUGCAGUCGGGCACGGCCUUUAGAAGUACCUCCGCCGCAAUUCAUCAAUCCUCGAUGAAAAGUGAAGAUUCCAGUAAGCCAUUGCAUAUGGCACGUCACUGGCAACAUUGUAUCAUUGCGCAUUUCAUUGGCACAAGACAAAUUGAACUGAUUACAAUAGUUCCUUUGUGGAAUUGUAAUAGCAACAUUGUAUCAUUGCACAUUUCAUUGGCACAAGACAAAUUGAACUGAUUACAAUAGUUCCUUUGUGGAAUUGUAAUAGAGGAGACUUUGAUUUUGCACAUAGGUGAAGGAAUUUGUGAUAACAGUGCAACAGGAGGAGGAGAUGGAGUUCUAUGGAUGAAUGAUUAAAGCACCAAAGGUUCUUGCAGACAUUGUGGAGUCGGUAAUGGGGGCUGUAUAUUUGGAUUGUGGCUUUGAUGUGAAUGCUGUCUGGGUGAAAAUUGGUGAGUGAUUCAAUGAGAAAGCCCAUGGGAUCCAAUUUGCCCAGACAGGCACCUGUAGGCAGAUGUAGCAUUUCUUUCUUUGCUCCAAUGAUUGAUUUAUUUCUUGGAAGGGAAGAAAUGAUGAGGUAUUACAAUUGCAGAAAAUUGGUGAGUGAUUCAAUGAGAAAGCCCAUGGGAGCCAAUUUGCCCAGACAGGCACCUGUAGGCAGAUGUAGCAUUUCUUUCUUUGCUCCAAUGAUUGAUUUAUUUCAGAGAUUUCAUCAAUGUCUUAUGAAUACAAUUAUUUUGUUGAGCUAUAAAUAGGACAUUCUUGUUUUACAAAGAGAAAUGACGUCCUGAUGUUUAGAUAUCUAGUUGCCUUUUUUGAUUUAGAUCUUCAGAGGCUUCCUAGAGCCUAUUGUUAUGCUGAAUACGUUGGAAGAACAACCACAGCCUGUAAAAAUGUUGUUUGGACUUUGCAAAAAGGAUGGAAAACAAGUUGAUGUAGAACAUCGGAAAGAGGAGAUAAAAACAUAGCUAGCGUCUAUCUUGAUGGACAAUUUAUUGCAUCAGCUUCGUCUGAGCACAAAGAAAAUGCAAAGCUUCAAGUGGCAAAAGCUGCUCUAAAAGAGUUGUUCUAUAACCCUUUUGAUAAGAUGGAUGUUGAAUUUGUUCCAUUCCAGAGAAAAAAGAGGGAUUCUGAAUCUAUAACAUUUCAGAAAAAAAAGAUGGAUGUUGAAUUUGACCCAACAAAAGAGUGUGAAGGAGCAAAGCAGAAGCUAAACGGGCUUUGCCAGAUAGAGAAAUGGCCCAAACCAACUUACAGAGUAGAGAAAGAGAUAGGUCCUGUUCAUGAUAGGAGGUUUAUAUGCUCUGUGCAAAUUAUAAUUGCUGAAGGCAUGCUUUUUGUGAGGGGGAUGAAAAGUCACGAGUAAAAGAUGCAGAGAAUUCUGCAGCUUUAGCAACUAUCCGGAGUAUGCAGGAAUCAAAGUUCAGUUGAUUUGUUCAUCGUUCCACAUUCCAAUUCCAGGAUGAAGCAGGUACCAGGGUUCGUUUCAACUUGGAAGUAUAUCUUACUCAGGUUUUCUCUUGAUUCAUGCAAUAAUCAUGUUUCGUGCAAUAAUCUCAUUAAUCACUGAUGUUUGACUUUUUCUUUCAUUAACAAAUACCAUAUAGAAAAAAUGAGCCUUGGUCCUAGAGCAACCCCAAUGUAGUAGGUCAUAAAGUGAGGAUUUCCUAAAUACCAUAUAAGGAGACUAAUUUUUCUUCCCAUAAUCAAUUUGGGACUCUUUAACACUAUAUGUGCAGGAAUGUUUCUCAAACUCUUCAAAAAUAUCGACGUGAGUGCAUGGGAAAUACUUCAAAAGUAGUGCAUUUUUGAAGGUUCUGACACGGGUGCGACAAUAUUUUUUGAUGAUCUCAGUAACAUAGGGAUUCAUGACCUAUAAAGUGCAGUGCACAAGUAAGACAUGAUCAUUCCAUAUCUUACGAACUUAGUUGAUUAAUACCUAUAUAUCUAUGUUCCAUGUCUAUAAGUGCAUUCAUCUAAAGUAGGAAAAAUGUUUUCAACUUUUACGCUGAAAAGAACAUUGAGAAACAUGUGAGAUACCCUUGAGAAAUGUGAAGCGAGCAUUCUGAGCAAAUUGUUUUAAGGUGCAUGAGUCCAAGCAUAUGUGGGGCUAUCACUGAUAUGAUGAUAUGCACAAAUUACAUUAGAAAAUGACUAGUAAAUUUUAUUAUGAUCACCCUCAUUGAUUUAUAUGUAUAUAUAUAGUUAAACUACCCAACUGGGCCCUUUUCAUACGCAAAAAUAAGAUCUGUACAAAAAUAAUGACUUAGCCCAAAGUGCUAAUACACACAUAAAACAAGCGAAAGAAAGAAAGAAAAACAAACUACUACGCUAAAGGUCUAAUUAGGGAAGUGGACAGAGAAAAGGACUCUCAAUCCUUGUAGAGUCCGCUGGAAGUCUCUAUCUCCACACCGUUUCCAAAUUGCAUCUCUACCGUCGGUGCUCCAUUUAUCUACCUCGAGAUUCCCAAAAAAUGGAAUUGAAGAUCUACAUAAAGCAAGUUCAGUCAUCUUUGUGCACUUAGUAUUCCGAAGACGCACAAGUGGAGGAACACUUGCACGGGCUUGAAUCUCAUCCUCAGGAAAUUGAAAUCGGUAAUCUCUGAGUUCUAGACUUCUCUGCUGUUAAGGUUGAAGUCGUUCUUCCAAUGCAGAUCUAUAAGCCAAGACGUAACCCAUCUGAAGCUUAAUGCGUACAACCAUAAUUUGGGAACAGAAGAAAAAAGAGAGAAAAUAAAGUAGGUAAAGCGAAAGGAAGAAAAAGAUUACGACAUUCGAUUAAGGCUUUAGAAUGACAAACUUACCUCAGUCUCCCUCAGUCGGUGUCAGCAGUUCCUCAAGAGGUGGUAUGUCAUCAUCGUCUUCUAGUGAAGGAGCACCGGUCAAUAGGGAUCGCCAAAUGCAAUCUGCUCAACAGCUUGUGCUUGAUAUCUGCAACCCGAAUCUUCGUGAAAAUGCUCUUCUGGAACUUUCCAAGAUGAGGGAAAUUUUUGAGGAUUUGGCCCCGGUAUUAUGGCACUCUUUUGGUACCAUUGUUGUAUUUGUACAGGAGAUAAUUUCUGUCUACCCUGUUUUGUCACCGCCAAACCUGACUCCUGCACAAUCCAAUAGAGUUUGUAAUGUACUAGCACUUCUUCAGUGUGUAGCCUCUCACCCUGACACCAGAAUGUUGUUACUCCACGCAUAUAUUCCUUUGUAUCUGUACCCCUUUCUUAAUACAACAAUCAGGUCAACACCAUUUGAACAUUUGAGGCUUACAAGCUUAGGCGUUAUUGGUGCCCUUGUGAAGAUAGACAACACUGAAGUUAUCAGUUUUCUUGUUUCGACAGAGAUAGUUCCUCGGUGCUUAUGCUCAAUGGAGAUGGGGAGUGAACUAUCAAAAACAGUUGCGACUUUCAUUGUGCAAAAAAUCCUUCUAGAUGAUGUGGGUCUGAAGUACAUCUGUACCACGUCGAAUAGGUUUUUUGAAGUAGCUCAAGCUUUAGGGAAUAUGGUCGGUGCGCUUGCUCAGCAGCCUUCAUCAAGAUUGCUGAAAUACAUAAUCAGAUGCUAUCUUCGUUUAUCAGAUGAGCCAAGGGCUUGUCAGGCACUGAAAAAUUGUCUUCCCGAUAGGCUUAGAGAUGACACCUUCAGCAGUUGUCUUAGUGAGGAUCCAACAACGAGAACAUGGCUGCAGCAAUUGCUCCUUAAUGUUAAUGGGAAUCAGGUUGCCCCAGAAGCUGGAGGAUUUGAUCGGAUGCCGUGAACUGAAUUCGUACAAAUGGGACUUGAACUAAGGGUGAAUUUCUGUACUCAUAGGACGUGGAAUUUGAUGGAGUAUUUAAGGAGGCAUACUUGGGAACUUAUCUGCACUCAUAUUUAUUUAUAUGUACUGUAUUAUGUGAAUUGUUGUGAAGAUUAUUAUUAGGAUAUUAAGACUAGUACUGUACCUUUACUAAGCCUGUCUAUUUGGUUUUUUUCACUUGGUGUCCGGUACUCUCGUAUCAAGGCCUAUCUAGAUUUGGAUUCGUGCUA